UUUAGAGAGCAACAAUGGAUAUUUGUAACGACAGUGCCGAGGGUUUGCAUGGGAGUAAAAAGCGACAAAGGAAUCCGAAAGUUUGGAAAGACAAUGAAAGGAAAACUGCUGCUCUUAAAGGUGAAGAAUAUGUUUCUACAUCCGGAAAAAGGUUUGCACCAAAAACAUCUGGUUCUCCAUGUUGGUGUAAGCAGAAUUGCACCAAGAAGUUUACCAAUGAAGAAAAAACCGUCUGAAUUUCGAAACUAUACGACUGUAAACCCAAUAAUGAACGUGACAAAUUCCUUCAAGGCCUAAUUGAAGUAAAACCAAUGAACUGUCAACACUGAUGGAACAGGCGUAACGCGUAUUCAUUGCGGC
Acanthoscelides obtectus is the source of this 360-nucleotide messenger RNA. The record is from the annotation of a GenBank genome assembly. NCBI's taxonomy places the organism in Eukaryota, Metazoa, Arthropoda, Insecta, Coleoptera, Chrysomelidae.